AUGGCUCACCCGACAAGCAAGACGUACCAGGUCCGCUCCGAAGGCGUCUUUCGCGGAUUGCCCGUCAUUGAUCCUGCUCGGAAGAAUCUUCGAGCCAUUGUUGUUGGCGCCAGCGGCCAAUCUGGCCAACCCGUGGUUGAUGUGCUCAGCUCCAGUCCGGACCGAUGGGAGAAGAUAUAUGCCCUGUCAAGGAGGCCGCCAACCACCGAGGCGAAGAAUGUCGAGCAUGUAGCCGUGGAUUUGCUCUGGGAGCCCGAUCGAAUUGCCAGUGCUUUACGGAAGCACAAAGUCCACGCUGACUACAUCUUCUACUUCGGCUAUGUACAGGUUGCAAGAAAAGGUGCCGAUUCGAAGGUGUUUGGCGAUGCAAAUCACUUGGCCGAAACGAACGGCCGGCUUUUUGAGAACUUUCUGUUCGCCUUGGACCAAACAGAUGUUCACCCCAGGCGAAUCGUGCUUCAGACGGGAGGAAAGAAUUACGGUGUUCAUCAAGGCCCCGUCAAUGUUCCUCUCACUGAAGGAGCUCCUCGGGUCGAGUUAGAGCCCAACUUUUAUUACACCCAAGAGGAUUUAUUAGUGAAGUAUGCCAAAACCCACCCGGGGGUCAGCUACAACGUGACCAUGCCGCAGUGGGUUCUGGCCGCCGUCGCGGGUACAGAUAUGACCAUCUUCUAUCCGCUGGCGGUCUAUGCUGCCAUUCAACGAAAGCUCAACCAGCCCCUGAGGUAUCCGGGUGAUCUGGUAUCUUGGGACAACAAUCAUCCUAUAUCCUCGGGUUUCGUUCUCGGUACAUUUUACGAAUGGUUGGUCUUGACCGAAGGCACGGCUGGGGAGUCUUUUAACAUCACCGAUGGCUCUGAGUUCACUUUCUCCAAGUUAUGGCCAAUUCUGGCGUCCUGGUUUGGCGUAAAGUGGCUUCCACCACGGGAGGACGCCAUCUACCACGAGGUAGAGCUGCCAUUUGUUCCGAGAGGAUACGGGCCGAAAGGAAAGCUCCGGUCGACGUUUAGCUUCAUCGAUUGGGCAAAGGAGCCAGCAACGCGGCAAGCCUGGGCUGAGCUGAAGCAAGAAUACGAACUCACCACCGAGCCUUUACAGGAUCCCGACAAGACAUUUGCUUUCUUACAGUUCGCGCUCGAGCUGACAUGGUCCUGGCAAACAAGCAUGGAUAAAACCCGAAAGUUUGGUUGGUAUGGCUCUGCAGAUUCCAUCGAAUCUAUUCAUGCGGUAUACCAAAAAUUCACCGAGAUGAAAAUGCUUCCACCAUUCUGUAUGGGAAGUCAUAGCUAG
This is a messenger RNA of Exophiala spinifera, 1290 nucleotides long. RefSeq lists its product as uncharacterized. The coding region runs from base 1 to 1290 and encodes 429 amino acids. The transcript has 5 exons. The record is from RefSeq and is a predicted model, not a curated record. NCBI's taxonomy places the organism in Eukaryota, Fungi, Ascomycota, Eurotiomycetes, Chaetothyriales, Herpotrichiellaceae.